Molecule: messenger RNA, 10253 nt
Organism: Lytechinus variegatus (green sea urchin)
Lineage: Eukaryota; Metazoa; Echinodermata; Echinoidea; Temnopleuroida; Toxopneustidae
Product: CAP-Gly domain-containing linker protein 1-like
Exons: 30
Coding region: 749-5449 (1566 amino acids)
Biological process (GO): cytoplasmic microtubule organization; positive regulation of microtubule polymerization
Cellular component (GO): cytoplasm; microtubule plus-end; nucleus
Molecular function (GO): microtubule plus-end binding
Source: RefSeq, a predicted model, not a curated record
CUGCCAUAUAUUUCUCUGUGUGUUAUUAAAGGUAGCCUCCUUGUCUGAGUUAUUUCCGUUCAUAAGGUGAACAUACAAUGUAUGGGGCAUAUUUGUGCUUCUCAUCAAUGCUUUUGUAGCCCAUGUGUUAUUUUUUCUUUUCAUUUCAUUCAUACAAAUAUACGUACAAUGUGCAUUGAACCAUUGAUUCUGAAGGUGAGAAACAGAAUAUGUUUAAUGCAAUAGUAGAUGUGCUUGAAGAUGAUCUUAAUAGCACAAUAAUCUGUUUUCUUGAUCCCAUUGAUUAUCCUUGCAUAGUACAAGCAGUGCAGUGAUGCACGUCACAUCCCAUAACUCAUUCAAGGAUUGCCCUUCUUUGAACUUGGCCAUGCAAAGAAAUGCAUGGGUGUAUUGGCAACUAUCCAGAUGGUUUUGAUGAGUUUUAAUUUUGAAGCAUAUUUAAAGGGAAAGUACACCUUUAAAGUUGACAAUGUAGAAAGUGAGACAGAUGAGUUUACUACUAAUAAGGAAAUGGUUCUAAUCUUUUCUGGCAAGUGGAGUACAUAGCAGACCGUGGCAUGUAGAGUUUUUGAAAAAUGGACAAAGAUUGCCAUUUCUUCAGGGAUUACAUGUAAAUGCUCAGCAGAUCUUGCAACUUAGGCUACAUUGUUGAUUUAGAUACAUCUGUAAUGAUUCAGACAUCACAAAAGACAAAGAGACUAGUCAAGAAGGAAAAGGAAAAUAAAAUCUGAAAUUACUAGCGGUCAUCAUGGCUUCUAGACCAUCGGGGUUAAAAGCGCCAUCUAAGAUUGCCAAACCAUCAGGUGGCAUUCCUCGUCCAGGCUCUCUUCAAACAUCUGUUAAAGUCGAAGCUGGUGGCGCCCAUGCAAGUCGAAUCAGAGAUGCAGUGGCCACUUCAGCCCGAGCAGCCGGUAUGCGACCAUCGGAGGCUAAUCAACAUGCGGACAAAACUGUACGAACUGUGAACAAUGGGGGCGCUGCAAAGCAUUCUGAUGACUUCAUCAUAGGAGAUCGGGUUAUUGUCGGGGGCAACAAACAUGGCCAUGUCCAAUUCCUGGGUGAGACACAAUUUGCCAGUGGAGAGUGGGCUGGUGUUGUCUUGGAUGAUGCCAUAGGAAAGAAUGAUGGCUCAGUCAAUGGCAUCAGAUACUUUCAGUGUGAACCUAAGAAAGGAGUGUUUGCAAGACCGGACAAACUGGUGCGAGAGUCAGCUGGUCAUGUGGACAGUAAGUCGGCUGUGGGGGGUAUUGCAAGGCAUGUGCCAUCCACGCCACGGAUGGGAACAAGAGUGUCAUCACCUAGGAGUUCCAUGUCAAAGCCACCAGGUUCCAAACCAGGUCUUAUGAUAGAUGACAAACAGGAUCCUGCAGGUCUCAAGGUUGGAGACAGAGUUCUUGUGAGUGGAAGCAAGUUGGGUACCCUGAGGUUCACCGGUACUACAGAGUUUGCUAAAGGAGAAUGGGCUGGAGUGGAGCUGGAUGAGGAACAGGGUAAAAAUGAUGGUGCCGUGGCAGGAACAAGGUACUUCCAGUGCAAACCCAAGCAUGGUCUCUUUGCCCCUGUGCACAAGGUAUCCAAGGUCAGGGGUAAGAAUGCAUCCAGACUCUCCUCUAGUGAUGGUCUCCAACAGGGGAAACUCAGCACAAGCUCCAGCUCUCUCAGCUCCAUGGGAUCCUCCAAUGCCUCCAGCAUCUCUAGGGGGAUGGCCCUGAGCUCUGGUGACCUGGGCUCAUCACCAAGGGGGUCAGUAGACUCCAAGAAGACUCAGCUCCGACGACCAAGUGAAAGUCGUAUACCCUCUUCCUCGAAAUCGAGGAAAGAGCAAAACGCCAGCAGCACGGCCCAGCCUUCCACAAAUGGCACCCGCCGGCAAUCUGACUCGGGGUCCGAUUCUUCCUCGACCGGUGUGGUUGAACCCAUCGCCAAAGUUGAGACUUCAGAGUCUUAUUCCUCCUUACCCGAAUCUGAAUCACAGUUGAUAGAGCAUGAGUUAGCCAUCCUGAGGGCUCAGCAUCAACAGUAUGUUCGAGAGAGUGAGGAGUCAGUGGAGAGUUUGAAGGAGCUAGUGGAGUCUGGAGACAGGGAGAAGGUGGAGCUUAUGCAAAGACUUGAGGAGACACAAAGACAAGUUGAUGAUCUUCAAUUCAGGAUAGCAGAAGCUACAAUAACAUCAUCAGAUCUUCAGGAGGAACAUGAGUCAGAAUCCCAGAAGUUAAAGGAGCUUUCUUCCCAACUAGCAGCUGAGUGUAAGAAAACAAGCUCAUUGGAAGCAGACAUCUUAGAUUUCAAGAGUCAGAAUGAAGAGAAGGAGUUCAAGAUCGCCGAGCUGGAGAUGGAGGCCUCCACCUAUACAGAACAGAUGGAAGAGCUCCAGAAACAGCUUGAGGAGACCAGGCUCCACAUGGGAGAGCUGGAGACAAGGACCAAGGAAGGGGAAAGGACUGGAGAGGAGGCAGAGCAGUUCAGGAGGAGGGUAGCAGAGCUCGAUGUGGAGCUGGAAUCAGUCAGAGGGAGCAAGGAGGAGCUGGAGAAGAAAGUUAGAGUCUUGGAUGGUAAUUUGAAGACAGAGAUUGAUCUGAGGCAAGAAAGGGAUAAUGAAAUAGCAGAACUAAGCAAGAAAUUAUCAGAAGAAGAGUCUGCUCGAACCAAGCUUGCUUUCGAUGUUCAGGGAUUAAAGAAUGCCUUAUCCGACUUUGAAAGAAAGUGUCAAGCAAGCGAGGAGCGAUGUAAUCAACUGGUGGAGGACAAGAAGAAACUUGAAAAUGAUAUUGCAGAAUUAAUGAGAAACUCGGGCAACAGUUCAGAGCAGCUAGUUUUGCUGAAUGAACAAAUACGAACAAAAGAUAGGAGGAUAGAGGAACUCCAGUCAAGUCUUUCCAGUGCCAACCAAAACGUGUCUCGGCUCGAUGCCCUCCUCAGCCAAACCAGGCAAGAGGCUGAUGAGGAGGCUAGGCGGGUGGCUCAACAACACCAACAAGAACUACAGAAAUACAGACAGCAGAUGAACAGUCUGCAAGCUGAGCUGGAAACAAGCCAGUCCGAGACAAGAAGCAUCCGUGAUGAGCUGCAAGGAGAGAUGGAGGCAACCAAGGUUAGACUUGAGUCUGAGCUCGAGACUAUGAGAAAGGAGAAGGUUGACCUUGAGAGUGAGAAGGUCAAGCUUGAUGCUUCUGCUCAGGAGACUGAAGGUCGUCUCAAGGAUACAGAAGAGAAGUUGCAGACUUAUGAGGAGGGUAAUGCCAACCUUGAAGACAGCCUGAAGAAGACAACGGAAGAGAGAGAUCGUCUACGAGAGGAGCGGGACCAGGCCCUUGCAGAUAAACAGCAGCUAAUCUCAGACAAGGCUGAACUUGGACUAAGACAGGAUGAGGCAGACCUGAAGCAGAGGCAGGUCCAGGACCAGUUGGAUAGAGAGUCUCAGGCUAAGAUCGAAGCCAUCAAGACAGCAGAAGAAGCCAAAGCCAACGUAGAGCGAGUUACCUUAGAGCGGGACAGUGCCCUCAGGGAACGGACAGAAGCCUUAGCCCAAGCCCAGGAGCGCCAGAUGAAGCUAGAGACCAAAGCCCAGGAAGCUGAGACCCUUCGCAAGGAGCGCUCCGAUGCCCAGACUCAAGUGCAGGAGCAGCUUACCAAGCUGGAGACCAUGCAGAAGGAGCUGGAAGAGCUCCAGAAGGAACGGACGGCCUCAGGAAGUCGGGUGCAGACACUGGAGGGGGAUCUGGAUCAGUUGCGCAGGGAGCGGACAGAGCUGGUGGCCCAGGCCCAGGAGUGCACCAUCAAGGUGGAGACCAGGGAGAAGGAGCUGGAGGGAUUGAAGAAGGAGCUUGAAAGGCAGAGAGAAAAGGAAGAGCUGCUGGCCAAAUCAUCCAAGGAAGGGGAACAGAAUAUGACACAACUGCAAACACAAUUAAUUGAGAGAGGUCAGGAUCUAGAAGCCUCCAAGAGUUUAGUAUCUGAGCUAGAAAACAAGUCUUCCACAUUACAAGCCCAGCUUGAAGAACUCAAACAGCAGUCUGAUCAGAAGCUACAACAGGUGGAAAAAAGUUUGUCUGAAGCAAGGGCUUCACUGGAAAUGGUCUCAAAGGAGAAGGAAGCCCUAUCAGGGGAUCAGUUAUCACUUGGGAGUCAUCUCCAACAGAGGGACCAGGAAUGCUCCAGGUUAAGAAAUGAAAUCAAGACUCUGAAUGAGAAAAUUGACACUUAUCAAUACCAAAUAACAACUAUUAAAUCGUCCAUGUCAGAUGAGAAAACCUUGUUUGAGAAUGAAAGAACUAGACUGAGUGAACAGGUUACUGAGAAGGAAACAGAAAGUGUGCAUCUCCAAGAAGAAGUGUCCAGUCUGAAGGAGCAGGUGUCCACCUACGAGGCCAAGCUUGAUGAACUGGACUCUCUAAGGAAGGAGAAGGCUGAGGUUGAGGAAGAGAGGACAAGGUUUGCAGAUCGGUUCCAGGAGAAGGAGAAGGAUACAGAGCGGCUCCUGGGGGAGGUAGGGAGCUUGAAGCAGCAGGUGGAGAGCUAUCAGACUCAGCUCAAUCUAGCCAAGCAAGCAUCCUCAGAAGGAGAGAACAAUGUAGGAGCUUUACAAGCUGAACUGGCUGAAGCAAGGCAUAGGCUCAAGAUGGAACAGGAAAAAGUGAACAAGCUAGAGACAGAUAUGAGCAACACACAGCAAGAUAUCAAUGCAUUGCAGAUGGCCAGCAAAGAGAAAGAAAUGAUGGAGCAGAAGAAUUUAGACCUUACAAAUGAACUCCAAACGGUGAAGGCUGAUUUUGAAUUGAGGAUAGUAGACAUUGAGUCGGAGAAGGAAUCACUCCAGACCACCUUGGAUAUCACCAACUCAAUAGUGGCUCAGAACAAAAAUGAACUAGACAAGUGCAAACAGGAGAUUGCCCAAUACCAGGGUGAAAGUGCCUUGGCUAGCAGCUAUAAAUCUACCAUCGGUGAGCUUGAGAAAGAUAAAGCUAGUCUUCAACAACAAGUGAGCGAUCUUCAGUCUGCCUUGGUUUCCUCACAGAGCACACCAUCCACACACAUAGAUGUUGAUAUGGAUGGAGAUCCAGCAGUAGCCAAGCUUCAAGAAGAGAAGGAGAUGGCAGAAGGACAGGUAACAUUCCUAAACUCAGUUAUUGUGGACCUCCAGCGCAAGAAUGAUGAACUACGUGCCAAACUCGAAGCCAUGGAGACGAGCUACAUGAAUGGAGAUCACGAAGAUAUAGGAUUUGAUGUAGACAUGGACUCCAGCACCCACGGCCCGCCUCCUCGACUCUUCUGUGAUAUCUGCGAUGUCUUUGACUUGCACGAGACUGAAGACUGCCCUCUUCAGGCUAGUUCAGACAGUCCGCCAGCCAGCCAGUAUCAUGGCAGUCGCAGUGAAGUGAGGCCGUACUGCGACAUUUGCGAAGUUUUCGGCCAUUGGACAGAGAACUGCGAUGACGAGCAGACAUACUAGGGCUCUCAGUGGAUCAUCUGGAUGGCAAAGAACUCAUUCUAACCCUUGAUCAGUACUUUCCUUUUCAUGUCUGCUGGAACAUGGAGAACAGUGGUGAAUUCUUGUCCUGGAGUUGGCACUAUGGCAUGCGUCCUCAGGCAGUGGGUCUGAGAUGCUUCUCAUAUCAUCGUCAUCAUAUGACAAAUUCAAGUGGAGGUUGCUGUCUAAUAUCAAGAGAUGGUGUUCAGCGAUGGAUGUGCAUAAAGUUGAUUCCUCUCAAUAUGAAUGGUUAUGUCGGGUUGCAUCAUGUAAGAAAAGACAAACCAGCAUCGCCUUGCUCAGGUCUUAGCCAUGAAUUACUGGUGGAUCUUGUGGCAGUGUGUGGUGUCAGCUAUACUUUUGAACAUACUUGCUAUGGAGAACUUAAUAAGCGCACUUGCAUAGGGUAAUGUCUUAGAUAGUAAGGGAGUGUGUCCAUUAGAGGUUUGAAUAUGCAGAGAGGUAUUGUAGAAAGCAUUUGGUAUUGAUCUGUCUCACAUUGUAAUGCCUGGGAGUUAGCAGCUCUGUAAUAUGCUUAAAUGUGUUGGGAUCUUACUAAAUGGAGGCAUUCUGAAGUAAAGAAAAUAUACCUUUUUAUUUAAAAUAUAACAAAAGAAACCUGCUGUUCGUAUAAUACAAGGACUUAAGCUGUCAUUGGUUCCUCUUUUUCGUAUUGCAUAGAGAAUACUGGACAUACACAGGCACAUUUUUGUACAGGUUUCCUUGUAUUUUCUUUGAGAAAAAUGAGCCGUGUUUCCUUAGUGCGAGCUGUCUGCAGUCACUUGCAUAUGAUAUAGAUGAGCUCGUGGUGUAAAGAAUAUGGUUUGUUAGAAAAUUAGCAGUGUCCAGUUGAUAUUGAAUUGUCCUGGAAAAUGGAGGAAGUUAAUAAGGAGGAUGCGUUAGAGUUCUAGGACUGACAUUAAAGUCUAGGUCCUGAAGUGGUUUAUGAUUUGCCAAAUUAGACCUUGGUCCAUCGUUGAACCUCUAAAAGAAUUACUGUGAAUGAAUAAAAUCAACAGCCCCAUAUUUAACGUGAUGCAUCAUGAGAAAAGUUAUGAAGAGAAAUUUAAUUUUCAUGUCAUUAUUUUCCAUAAGAAACAAGGAAGCUUUCAAAGCAGUUUUGGAAGGAAAAGUUUUGAAAGGGAAUCCAAGGUAAACAAAGUCAGAAAAUAAAUCAAAUAUUUGCUGACUUAUUAUAAGGAAGCAUCUGAUGAGGAUCAUUUUAUUCCAAAUGUGAUCUAGCUUUACCAUUGACCUGCUUUAGUGCAAGCAAAAUAUGCCUGGUUUGGCAAGCAUUGGGGAUGCUGCCAUGAGGUCUAAUAGGAAAAUACAUACCAUGAUCAGUUGACUUUCAAUUCUCAAACAUGCCUAAUAUCACCAUAUCUGUUACAGGAUAUUGCUCCUUUGAAAGCUUUUCAACAGAUAAAUGGCCGUGCAAAUGCUGUAAAUCAUCCUUAUCUCAUUAUUUAAAAUGUUUAUCCAAGAUUUACAAUGUAAUUGUGACUAGAAUGCUUCAUACUAUUUUACCAAAAAUCUUUUUUGGCCUUUUAUGUACAAUGAAACUUGUAUACUGAGAAUAUUGAGAUUUUGAAGCACUUUUGUUGCUCAACCGUCCUCUUUUGUAUAUAAAAAGCAUGAUGCUGUAAGUUAAUCAGUAUUAGAAGCUACUGUUGGUGGCAUUAUGUGGUAUUGAGGAAAUAUCACAAGACUUUUAUGCACCUCUUUGCAAUAAUUAUCUCCACAUAGUCCAAGAGACUGUGUAGAUAUUGUAUGUUAACUUUAUUUAUGAACUUUUUUGUAUUUUAAUCCAAGACCUUGAAAAUAAAAAUGCUUGCUUACAGAAGAAAGCUUUCUACUAGGAGUAUACAUGUACCUCUAGAAAUUACAAGUAGGUGUGUGCCCUCAUACCCAUACUUGUUUAACUGGUCAAUAAAUAUCUUUGGGAUUUCAAAUCGGUCUGUUGUGUUAUAUCAUGGAGAAACAUUGAUUGCUGUGAGGGUUAUAUUCCAGAAAUAGCAAUUGGUUUUACCUGUAUGGCUCUGUGCGAUAUGCAUUUAAUGACACGUGUUUCCAUUUUUGUAUGUUGGGAAUACUCCCCAUUGGCAUUUUCAUAAAGCUUUACUUAAAUUUGGCUAACUUACAAACUGAUCUCAAGAAGUUUGAGUAAGAAUUUUUUUAAAUUUGCCCUCUAAUGGAUAGAAAGUGUUGUGUUGGACAAGAAAAAUCCACAAACACUUCAUAAAAAGAAAUAGUGUGUCAGUACUUGAGCUAGUAUUGCCUUAUCCAGUACUCAAAGACUCCCUUUUGAAAGCUAACAAUGCUCUCUUUAUAAAUUUGGCAUUGUUAUGUGAAUGUGUUUAAAUCCCUUCAAAAAUUUCAUUUAUUUAGAGAUUUUUUUUGAAAAAUUCUAUGAGCUUUGCAUAUCAUGUGAUUGAUCAUGUGUUUCAUCAUGUUUCUCAUUAUUGCUUGUUUCCAUGCUUGCUGUGUUUUCAUCAUUAUUCAUGCUUGAAUUUUGUUUGUACUUGUUUGUAGUAUUGUAUGCACCUCUAUCUGUGAAAAUAUUUUCUUAUUGAAAUUAUCCAAAGUUACAUCGAAUGAGUGUAAUGUCUAUUCUUUAUGUUUUUAGUUAAAAUCUUGAAAUUGAAAUGAAAUAUUAUUAUUAAAGAGAUAUAAUUCUAAAUAUACAUUUGUAUCAAGUUGUAAAUAUAGUGUUUACAAAAUUGUAAAAUUAUUUAUAGCACAGAUUAUGUAGAUGCAAAAUUUGUGUAUGGGAUGACCGAGAUAUUUUUAUGUGAAUAUGGGUUUUGUUUCUCUUCUUUACGCUUAACAGUCUCUCAAACUGUGUAGUAUGAUUACUAAAGCAAUCAAGUUGUUUUGACCACAAUUUGGUGUUUUCUUGUCUCUGUGUACAUUGUUGUAGAGGUAUGGUAUAUUGUAGAAGGAAAAAAAAAAGAAAGUCUCAACUAUGGAAAGCGACGGGUUUCGUACUUCAUCUGGGAGAUACAGUUGCUUUCUAAUUUGUUCAACAAUUUGUAUGUUUUGACCAAUGAAACCUUAUUUUUAAUGUUUUAGUGCUAAAACGUUAAAAACGAGAGGUUUCAUUGGUCAAAACAUACAAAUUCUUCACCGUUUUGUUUUGAGUUAGAAGUCAGAAAUAUAAGUGUUGAGUCAGAAACUCUCACAACAAAAUACUAAUACAUGUGGGUAUCCAGUUUUAGAGUAUAUUUUGAGUGAACAACUGAACAUAGAUGCAUUCUAAAUAAUUGUGUCACUGGCUUUCCGUAGUUGAGUGUCAUGGGAUCAAUCACAAGUCUUUGUGUUACCAGGUCCCACUGAGUGUCAAGGCCUUGUACAAGCACUGUCUGUAUCUCUGGUAGGGUGUAAAAACAAAGCCCAGAAAACAAGUGUUUUUAAAUAUCACUAACAUUGGCUUACAAAAAAUAAAUCCCAAGUGUAUUUACAUUGUUCUUUCCGUCAUAAUCUUGGAGUGUUAUGCUACAAUAUACUUCUGUAAGGUCAUUCAGUCAUAGAUAAUGUGAAAAUGGUGUAAUUAAAAAAAUCUUGUUCCUAACUUCUAAUACUCACUUAUCGAAUUGAAUAUAUUUUCUAGUAUAUCAUGAUGAAAUCAAAAUCUUUACAAAGUUACUAAAUCACUUUACUAACAAGCUUCUUUAUGUUGUUUACUGUAUUUUAUAGGAAUGUUCAAUUCUUACUAGGCAAAUGGAAUUUGAUAAAUCAGUCACACAUAACACUUUUCCAAAUUACUCCCAAAUGUCCAAGAUCUUCUUUAAUGAAUGGUCGUCAAAUAUUGACGAUGAGUAGAUGAUAUGCUCUCCUGUCAAUUUGCAUUAAUCAUUUGUUACUCUGGCUUAAAAAUUACUGUCAGAAUAGUUAAUAAUCCCAUACUUGAUUUGUUUGUUUUCAAUGGGUUCAAGAGAGAAAGUUCUAUUAUUUCAUAAUGCCUCACUUAUGUUGUUUUUGUCAUAGUUUUUCUAGGACAUUUCUUUGUCUGAUAUAUCUCAUGGAAUAAAAAAGUGUGCCUAUACUUUAUAUGAUAUACCAAAACUAACUCAUAAUUAUUAUGCUUUGAAAUCUGCUAUUUAUUUUGUUUUCAUGCUCAAUUUUUCUUGAAUUGCUUUGAACAAGGUUCUUGUUAAUUGAGUUUUCAUUUAUUAAAACAAUUUAUAAGUGCUUUUCACAACAUAAAGGAAAGGCCAAGUUUCAGAUAAGAUCAUUAUUUUGCAGUUUUGUAAUUCUCUUUAUGAUGUACAUGUAUGAUUGAAGAAUAUCAUGUAAAAGGAAAGAACACAGCUUUCAUCAUUUCAUGAAUUACAAAAGCUUGUUUCUUGUUUUAUAAUCAAUCAAUGAGAAUCGCAAGUUUUUGUUUAAUAAUUUUGUUUCUCCAUGGAUUUUCUUUUCCGCGAUAUGAUGUGUGAUUUUCCAUCACAGUACACUAUCAGGUACAAUGGUUUCAAAAUAUCUGUAUUCUCCAAGUUUCUUGUCAUCUUUAACUGAUUCUUCCACUUUAAGAUAUAAAAAUUGUUGUUAUUCAUUUGUUUCAUUUGAUUGUUAAGUAGUUUUUUUAAGUGUUUGUAUCAGUUUUAUUGGAAAAGUACAAGAACAUGUACCCAGAUGUUAUUUACAUGUAUAAUCUCAUGGCUUGCCAAAUAGUAAGAUGCCUUUGACGUUUUCAACACUUUUUUUUCACUGUGUGUAAGUAUGAUAAAUACAAUGCAGGCAUUCCAGCCUAUAUAAUGCUAGUAUUUACAUACAUGUUUGGUGUCUU